GGGGAAGCACCUGGGAGGCCCAGGCUCCUGCUCCUCGCCCCUGGGCCCCGCCCGCUGAGGAGCUCGGCGCCUCCCCCGUGCUCACGGUGCAGAUCCAGGGAGAGUCCCUGCUGAACGACGGCACCGCCAUCGUGCUCUUCUCGGUGGCGUACGACAUGCUGAGCGGGAAAUCCUACGACUGGAUAGACAUGACCAUGUUCCUGGUGCAGGUCGCCUUCAUGGCCGUGGCGCUCGGCAUGUUCACCGGGUACUUCUUCUUCUCCUGGAUUCGCCUGGCGAGCAACAAGCUGAACCACCACAGCGGCGUCAUCCAGAUCGUGCUGACGGUCUGCUGCGCCUACUGGACCUCGUUUCGUCUGCGCCGAGGGCGUGUUCGAGAUCAGCGGCGUGCUGUCCACCGUGGCCUCCUCGCUCGUGCUCGCGCACCACAUGUGGCCCCACGUGGUGUCGCAGGCCUCGAUGCACCACGUGUGGCACACGAUCGAGUCCGUGGGCAACGUGGUGGUCUUCUUCCUCGCCGGGGCGCUCACCGGCAACGUGAUGGGCAGGGCUCGGAUCCCUGCCAUGGACUACCUGCACCUCGUGGUGAUCUACCUCGUCCUCCUGCUCAUCCGCGGUGUGCUCAUCUUCGCGUCCAGGCCGCUGCUGUCGCGCCUGAACGUCGGGAAGCAGAGCCCGCCAGUGUCGCUGGGCGAGGCGGCGGUGAUGACGUGGGGAGGCCUGCGGGGGGCGGUGGGCAUGGCGCUGGCGAUGCGCGUCUUCCGGGAACGCGCCGUGGGGACGGACGAGCGCGGCGCGCCAGCGCGCCUCCCUGCCGCAGGACGGCGAGCGCGUCCUGUUUUUCGUGAGCGGCGUGGCCUUCCUGACCAUCGUCGUCAACGCCGUGACCGCGCCGGCGGUGGUCCGGCUCCUGGGCGUGACGGCGCUGCCACAGGCG
This is a messenger RNA of Prorocentrum cordatum, 937 nucleotides long. The record is from the annotation of a GenBank genome assembly. Lineage: Eukaryota; Dinophyceae; Prorocentrales; Prorocentraceae.